AUGCCACGACAAUCUUUUUUAUUAAAUGUUAAUGAAUCUCGAGUAUGUCGUCUGAAUGGAAUAUUAGAAUCAGCUUCUAUGCCGAACAAGCCAGAAUUAUGUCAAUCAUUUUCGGAUCAUAUUCUCUAUAGUAGUGAUCAAUUACCACCGAAAGUUGAUUUUCGAGCGGCCAUGACACCUGUCGAAGAUCAAUCGAAAAUUGGCAGUUGUGUGGCAAAUACUCUUGCUGGAGCCUAUGAACAUUUAGUAAAGAAAGCAAAUGGUUAUGAAAUCGAUGUAAGUCGUCUCUUUAUAUAUUAUAAUGCUCGUGCAUACAAUAACCAAUCAGGUUAUCUUACUGAUUCGGGUUGCUCAAUGACAGAAGCAAUUGAAACAUUAGAACAAUAUGGAGUUUGUCUGGAAUCGAUAUGGCCUUAUGAAACUUCAAUGGUCAAUGAACGUCCUAAUCAACAAGCCUAUCGAGCAGCUAAUGAAUUCAAAAUUACAGAAGCUUUAAAAGUUGAGAUAGAUUUACAUCAAAUGAAAUCUUGCUUAGCACAAGGCUUUCCAUUUGCUUUUGGUUUAAAAUUAUUUACAUCAUUUGACAAAGCAGCCAAAUCAGGUGUUGUACCAAUGCCAAGCGAGGAUGAACAAGGCCGAGAAUCACAUGGCUAUCAUGCUCUUCUCGCUGUCGGUUACAGUGAUCAAUCAAGUUCAUUUAUUGUUCGAAAUUCUUGGGGAAAAUAUUGGGGAGAUUAUGGCUACUGUUAUAUCCCAUAUGCCUAUAUGACAAAUCCAGAUCUUUGUUUUGACGCAUGGACUGUUCGUCAAUUAGCAAGUGAUGAUUUUGGUCAAGACUAUUGGGAUAACGAUGAUUCAGUUGAUUAUCAUCCUGUCGAUGAAGAUACUUAUGAUAACGACGAUAAUAAUCGGGUCAUUGAACAAGGUGAUAACGUAGAUGAGAUUCUUGACAAGGCAAAAACAUUUGCUGAGCAACUUCUGGGAUCAUUUAUUUCACUAGCAUUGUGA
This is a messenger RNA of Rotaria sordida, 1008 nucleotides long. The record is from the annotation of a GenBank genome assembly. NCBI's taxonomy places the organism in Eukaryota, Metazoa, Rotifera, Eurotatoria, Philodinida, Philodinidae.